GAUCCGAUCCCGAUAAACGCGAAGCAACUGCCUGUACUAUCCCCCUCUGCUUUCAGGUAGCCGGAGGAGUGCGCAGCCAUGGCGACGAGCUCAAACAUACUGAGAGCUAGCGUCCCUCUGUGUCCUAAAGCCAAUCGUGCGCAUUACCAUCGGCUAGCCUCUCUUACGGCCCUCUCGCCGCCCCUUCUCCUGCGCCCAUCCGGCAUCCACCGAAGCAGAAAGAGAGUUGACAGGGAAGAAAGCGACAGAGUCAUCGAAGUCCGAUCAAUGUCCUUUUCCUUUUCCUCCUCGCCCUCGUAUUCUUCCUCCUUCGGGGCCCGGCUUGAGGAGACGGUGAAGAAGACGGUGGCGGAGAAUCCGGUGGUCAUCUACUCUAAGACGUGGUGUUCGUACUCGAUGGAAGUAAAGGCGUUAUUCAAGCGAAUUGGAGUGGAUGCCCUCGUCAUCGAGCUUGACCAGUCCUCAAGGUCCACAACUACAAAAAGUCUUGGAAAGACUCACAGGACAAUUUACUGUUCCAAACGUCUUUAUCGGGGGCAAGCAUAUUGGUGGUUGUACAGAUACUGUAAAGCUUUACCGCAAAGGAGAACUCACUCCCAUGCUAUCAGAAUUAAACAUCAGCACAAAGAGCUUGCAACAGCCUUAGCUGAACAGUCCAGGUUUGCAAAGCCGUUCUAUCAAGGGGGUGCUCAUAUGUAUUGAAUUUUCAUUUAUUACCUUUGUAUGGUGUAAGCUUUUACUUCUAUACAUUCAAACUAUUCCAUGCUAAUCUUAUUGUUCAGCUUUCUCAAAUAUUGUUCAAGUAUUAUUGACUGUGCUUUCAGUAUUCUAUCUUAUUAUAUCAGGAUAAAUUGGUAAUAGGUGCCACUGGUUGCUUCUA
Messenger RNA from Phalaenopsis equestris, 880 nucleotides. Its product is annotated as monothiol glutaredoxin-S10-like. Gene Ontology annotation, cellular component: cytoplasm. The transcript is spliced from 5 exons. The coding region runs from base 79 to 702 and encodes 207 amino acids. Lineage: Eukaryota; Viridiplantae; Streptophyta; Magnoliopsida; Asparagales; Orchidaceae. Gene Ontology annotation, biological process: cellular response to oxidative stress. Gene Ontology annotation, molecular function: glutathione disulfide oxidoreductase activity. The record is from RefSeq and is a predicted model, not a curated record.